Physcomitrium patens is the source of this 1246-nucleotide messenger RNA. RefSeq lists its product as uncharacterized. Gene Ontology annotation, biological process: translation. Gene Ontology annotation, cellular component: ribosome. The record is from RefSeq and is a predicted model, not a curated record. Gene Ontology annotation, molecular function: structural constituent of ribosome. Lineage: Eukaryota; Viridiplantae; Streptophyta; Bryopsida; Funariales; Funariaceae.
GAGCGUCGCGAAGGUCGGAAUUGCCGAUUUGUCAGUGAUCUUCACGACGUCCCAUGUCUCGAAGUUCAGCCCCAUUCUCCUGACAGAGACAUGCAGUCUUCUACUCUUUAGCUUCGUGUGUCGAGACUGAGUUCUGCCGCAGCCAUGGCUCGGGCGAUGGCGGCGAAGCUGUUUCUGAGGCGAUCUGCGUCGUCGGCGUUGCUCCCUCAAUUGCAGGUUAGUGGACGAGCUGCCUCUCCGUUCCGAAAUGUUGCUGCACGUGACGAUUCGUCAGAAUGUGCGAUCAGUGAUUUUCAGCCGCGACACCGCUGGCACAGCACCCUUGGAGGAUCGGAGGCGUCCAGUGGAUUCCCAGGGUUGAUGCGUGAUGGUAUUUGGUCAGCAGGAGGGAUUAAGCGAUCCAUGUAUACUGAAGUUGCAGCUGCUCGAGUAGGAAAACGGCCUCCUGGAGUAGCAGAAUCGCAAGUGGAUGCACUUGACGGCAUCGAAGAAAUGGCUGCUGGUGCUGGAGCGUCCGCCAGAAUGUCUAUAGUCUUGAAAUCAUUUGAGAAAAUUCAACCAGGAAAGCUGAAGAACGUCAGCAAAGUGGGUUUACCUACAACUCGAAUCCUCUUCACCGUCAACCGAUCACCACAUGUGGACAAGAAGUCCCGGGAGCAAUUUGAGAUGAAGACGCGCAAGAAGCUCCUAGUUAUGGAUAUGGACGUGGGAAAGCUUCGAGAGAAGUACAACCAGCUGAAGAAUCAUAAUAUGUUGGGUGUUCAACUCAAAGUGAACUUUCAUUACAGAACACGACUAGACAUGAGCAGGAUAAAGGGUCACGUGACGGAGGCAACCGUGUUAAAGCACCCGGAGGAGGAGAAGAUCGAUGUUGGGCAAUGAGAAAAGGAAGGAUUUGUAGCUAGCUGAUCGCUCAACCUGCAGCAAAGAUCAACUUAGAUCUUGCUGAUUCGAUUCUAGAGAAAGAUUGAUAUGCAUGUAUGGAAUCACUGAAGUCUCUUUUGUCUACCUUAAACAUCAAAUCAUUUAUUCACUUGCAGAAGUAGGAAGGAUUUGUGAGUUAUGCGCAGCUGUUCCACGUUGUGAAACACACCUCUGGCACUCAAGGCUCCAAUGAAUUCGUGUGGUGAUCUAACAGGGCAAAGAUCUCUCUGAUGUAAUUCUUUAGUAUGCAAAUGGAUACAUCGAAUAUCAGAUCCAAAAGAUAUGCUACAGUUGGAUUUAAAGAGAAGCUUUUUGGUUUUCA